CCAAAAUGUCUAGUGUAUUGCAUGCUGAUGAAUAAAUAUUUUAGUAUCGACUUGAAUUCUUUCAAGGAGCCACCCUGGGCAACGUCCUCGAGUAGGAGGGCCAGCAGGCACGGAAGAUAAAUUCGUCGUUUUGGUGCGUGCGAGAGCGCGGCGCGGGCGGAGCGGGGAGGCGCGGGGGCGGCGGCGCCGGCCUGCGGAGGCUGCUGCGCUCAGAGCACCUGCGCCCGCGCUCCGUAGCGCCGCUCGCCGCGUGCUCGUGUACCCGCGCCCGCGCACCGGCCCGCGCCGCACAGCGUCGUGACGCCGCCCACGAAAUUGAAGUCAUUGGAGUCGAGUGUUGAGCGGGGUGCUCCAGUUCGGAGCCUCCGCCCUCACGAAGACGUCGCCUACCGUGUCUCGGUACGGCGGUAUGUCCGCGUCGGCGUCGCCGUGCGAGGAGCGCGCGCGCUCGCCCCGCGCCGGCGCGUCGCCCGCGUCCGCGCCGCGCUCGCCCGCGCCCGCGCACGCCGUGCUCGCCACCAUGACGCCCGUGCAGCCCGCGCACGACUACUACCCCCACAAAGUCGAGAUGGACUCCGAUGACGGUUACCCUCCAGAGGCGCACUCCUACCGCCACUCACCCCACGAGUUAGCAGCAUAUGCAACUGAUAGCAAAGUACCAGUGCAGCCCGACGUCUACGACCAAGGAAUGGAGUCUAUGGACGAGAAGACUCCUAUAGAUUUAAUUUAUGAGGAUGAGAAGCAAACUGUCAUAUACACUACGACCCCGGAUCAGAAGCGCGUGGAGAUGAUCAGCGGGCAGCUGGACGACGGACAGCUAGUGAGCAGCGGCGGACAGCUGGUGGACGGCGGCGUGUCCGUGGUGGUGGGCGCGCCCGGCCAGCCCACCGUGCUCGUGCUGGCGGACCACGUCGUCGACGAGCUCGGACAAGUCAUCACCAUACCCAGGAGACGCAAAGAGGUGAUGGAGGUGAGCGGAGAAUCGUGGCGCGCGUACUACUCGAGCGCGGAGCACCCGCUGAGCGCUACGUCGGCGGUGCUGGGCGCCGUGGCGGACGACGGCCAGGGCCAGCCCAUCGAGUACUACAAGCUGCCGCCGCUGGGCCAGGACGCGCACCUCAACUUACACAAAGACGCCAAGCUAGUCGACGUCUGGCCGGCCGGCGGAGCGCUGAAGGCGGCCAAUGGCGCGCACGGGGCGGAGCUGGCGGAGCUCUCGGGGCUGCUGCACGCGGGGCUCGUGAAGCGCGAGCCCGAGGACCUCAGCCGCAAGGUGGUCGACGAGCCCGAGCACGCGCUCAAGCCGCCGCGACACAAGGUGGCGCUGGGCGAGCCCGGCGAAGCGGCCUCGCCGUCCCCGGCGCCCUCGCGCGCCUCCUCGGCCGGCUCGCUGCUGCCGGACGCCGCCAUGUACGCAGCCCAGAUGUUCGCGCCGCCAGGCACCCCCAGUCCCACCCCCUAUGCUGACCAGUACUCGCGUCAGCCAGCUACCUUCGCCGGCGAACCCUACUACAGAGAAUAUUUCGUUGGCGAGGGCUACCAGCAAAGGGCUGCACCGCCUUAUGGUGAUGCGGAGUCUGCAUCCGCGUCUGCCUUUAGUGACCGAUACGCAACCCCUCGCUAUCACAGCAAGAGUGUAAUCGCUGCAGCCGGGCUCACAGUGGACCUGCCCUCACCAGAUAGCGGCAUUGGAGCCGAUGCAGUGACUCCCCGGGACCACGCGUCCGCAAUCCAGCAGUCGUUCGACUACACGGUGAUAUGCCAGCAACCGGGAGUCGGCGACGACGGGCGAGGGACGCCGUCGGCGCACCACUCCCCGGCGCAGGCGCCGCGCACCCGGCCCUGGCAUGACUUCGGCCGGCAGAACGAUGCCGACAAGAUACAAAUCGCCAAACUGUUUUCCCCGUACGGCUUCAAGUACCACCUGGAGACGGCGAGCAGCAGUUCGCAGCGCCGCGAGGAUGACCGCAUCACAUACAUCAACAAAGGCCAGUUCUACGGCAUCACGCUCGAGUACAUUCACGAUCCUGAUAAACCACUCAAGAACCAAACAGUCAAGAGCGUAGUCAUGUUGAUGUUCCGAGAAGAAAAAUCUCCGGAGGAUGAAAUCAAAGCGUGGCAGUUCUGGCACGGCAGACAGCACUCGGUCAAGCAGAGGAUAUUAGAUGCCGACACGAAGAACAGCAUCGGGCUGGCGGGCUGCAUCGAGGAGGUGGCGCACAACGCCAUCGCCGUCUACUGGAACCCGCUCGAGAGCGCCGCCAAGAUCAACAUUGCUGUGCAGUGCUUGAGUACAGAUUUCAGCAGUCAAAAAGGAGUAAAGGGCUUACCACUACAUAUACAGAUUGACACAUUUGAAGACCCCCGAGACCAACAAGUUUAUCACAGAGGCUACUGUCAAAUCAAAGUUUUCUGUGAUAAGGGUGCGGAAAGGAAAACAAGAGACGAAGAGAGGAGAGCAGCGAAAAGAAAGAUGUCUGCGACGAAUCGGAAGAAGCUGGACGAGAUCUACCACCCGGUGACGGAGCGCAGCGAGUUCUACUCGAUGGCGGACCUGGGCAAGCCGCCCGUGCUGUUCAGCCCGGCCGAGGACAUCGACAAGCUGGCCGGCAUGGACAUCCAGGGCUUCUACGGGCACGACGAGUCCGCGCUGGCCGACGCGCACCUCAAGGGCGCCUCGCCCUUCCUGCUGCACGCCGCCAAGCCGCAGGCGCCCGCGCUCAAGUUCCACAACCACUUCCCUCCCGACGCGCCCGGGUACCGGGAGGUGGGAGGGCUGUCGCCGUACAGCGACCGCAAGGACUCGCUGGAGCUGGAGGGCGUGGUGGGCAAGCGCGCGCGCGCCGCCACGCCGCCGCUCAGCGAGCGCGUCAUGCUGUACGUGCGCCAGGACACCGAGGACGUGUACACCGCGCUGCACGUCGUGCCGCCCACCACGCAGGGCCUGCUGCACGCCAUUGAGAAUAAGUACAAAAUUUCAAGUUCGGCAAUUAAUAAUCUUUAUCGAAAGAACAAGAAAGGGAUUACGGCCAAAAUUGACGAUGAAAUGUUGGCAUAUUACUGCAACGAGGACCUGUUCCUGCUGGAGGUGCGGCCGGCCGCCGGCGCCGACGACGACCGUCUCUACGACAUCACGUUCGUGGAGCUGCCGCUCGACCCCUAGCUCUCACUAUAAGCAUUCCCGAUUUACACUCGUUACGUGCUAAAUCUUUAUGGGAUAAGGUUGUAUCAAAAGUGUCGAUCUCAGGUUGAAAUUUACUUGUAAGCGAUUCACCCUCUUUACUUUGUUCGAAGCGGAAUGUUACAGAAUGUUUCGGUCAUCGUUGUAAGCUCUAAGCGAUCGAGUCGAGACCGUUGUGUAAAUAUCUAUUUUAGUGCCUUAUGAAAUUACAUCGUGAUUCGAUUGCCCGGUGAUGGCGAACAAGAAAUUGGAUGUUUGGUUAUCAGAAGAACAUAAUGUUUCGUUAAUUUAAUAUAAUUGUAUUGUAAAUGACGAUGAUCUGUUGCUGAAUAUGAACGUGUGUGCCAUUCACUCGGUUAUCAUAGGUAUGUAGUUAACAUUUCAACAGGUACCUUUUAUUCUUGCCAUGAUGAUAAAGUAAUAAAUUCUUGUCACAAACUUAUACGUAGUUAUAAUAUAUCUACACUGAGAAAAGCAUGAAGUGCCUUCGUCAUAAUAAUUAAUGUUAUCAUAGCAUAAUAUAAGUGAGUUAAGUCAAAUUAAAUGCCAUCCACUUUGUUAAGUUUUGUAAGCCUAAGUUUGCUUUAUAAGCUCGCUCAAUUCUUACAAGUAGUGAAGUUGAUAUUAGUUUUAGGUUCAAGAAUGCGUACAUUGCUUCCACCUGGUGACUACAUUCAGAGAAAGUUUACUAUUUAUUAAAAAUAUAUCGCUAUGGAUACUUUUUGUAACCGGAUGUUUGUAUCAGAAUUAGUUUCGAUCAUUGCCAGAAAUCAAUCAAAACUCUAAAAAGGAAGCGAUGACGUCAAACAGUUUAAUGAGAUAGAGCCGAGGUUCCGCAUAAUGUUGGAUGUAUAAUAGUCAUGUAAACAUAGUCACAAAGUCGUCCAUCCGAACAACAUUAACAUUAUCAUCGAUGGGAGUGGUUUGUGUAUAAUUUUAAGAUUCUAUUAAUACAUUUUGUUAAAAUAAAAGAAUUUUCGAUACGUAGGUUAUCGGGCCAUGACAACAAUUUAGUUUAUGAAGUAUUUUAUGUCCAAGACUUAUUUAUAUUAUAAGAUUUCGUACCGGUCUUACUGUAGCGACUAAGUUUAUUUGUUUCAAAAGCUCUCCAUACUUAAAAAACCUGAUACUUUAUUCGAUAUCAGAAACUAUAUGUUCACAAUUAUUAUUAAUCAUUUGUCAAGAGCAAAGCAUAAAAUUAUUGUUAAGUUAUUUCCACCGAUUAUUCAAAAUCCAGAAGUUGGUUCUGUAUCAGUGUAUGCGUGGUGGCGCCUCAGAGCGGCCGCGGACUGCGGGGGUUCGAAUAACUGCCAUAUUAUGACAUAAUUUAGAGUACUUAAUGUUCUUAGGCGUAGAUUCUUUAACAUAAUGUUAGUUCUUUUUACUGUGUCUCAUGUGACUUGCAGGUAGACAUCGAAUUUUAAUUAAGAUAUAGUACAUAUUAUAUUAUAUAUUUAUAAUGUAACGUGUUGUUUUUGUUUCACUCAGCGUUAGCUGCGAUUGCGUUGUGACUUGUUCCGUCCUUCGCGCAACUCUUAUCUUCCAUUCAUUUGGCUUUCGUACACUUGUUAUAUCUUCACAACUGGAAUUUUAAUUUCCUUUAAAUGUUACGUUUUGGUUACGAAUCCGUUGCUCAAUGUCCAGUGCCGCGUGACGGCCGGACUCUAACAGCAUUGUUUUUAUACUCAUACGUAUGCAAGUAAUUAUAUUUAUUUAUAUACUUAUUAAUAUAAAUUGUGCAGCUUUAAUGUUUACUUACAAUGAUGUUAGCUCGUGAUUCAGAAUCUCGUCAUAAGUCACAAACGUCAGUAGCAAUAAUACAGUCUAGUAGUAAAACGCUAGCGUGAGCCGCGAGCCGCCAGGCGCUGGUCCCGUCGGCAAGGUUGUGCAAUGUGUAAUCAGAGUUCUACUAUAAAGUGUAUAAUUAUAUAUGAGGGAGGGGGAUGAUGACGUCAAUUGGAUUGAUUAUUAUAAUAUUAGUGUCGGGAGAGGCGCUGCGGCGGCGCGCGGCUGACACUCGCCGAGAUGUUAGUCACACUAGUUAAAACACGACCCGAAAGUGGUAGCACAUUUUCGUUAUUAAAUUGUACUGUACUUAAGGUUUAAUUGAAUAGAUGUUACGUUAUUCUUUUAUAUGAAUAUUUGUAAGUUGUCAUAAAAAUAUUAUUAAUAUAAUUAUUUUUAUCAAAGUUUAUAAUCUAAAUAAAAAUGUUUUUCUUGAAAACAU
Messenger RNA from Helicoverpa armigera (cotton bollworm), 5408 nucleotides. It is a transcript of the gene Grh, whose product is annotated as grainy head. Bases 410 to 3163 code for a protein of 917 amino acids. Gene Ontology annotation, biological process: regulation of transcription by RNA polymerase II. NCBI's taxonomy places the organism in Eukaryota, Metazoa, Arthropoda, Insecta, Lepidoptera, Noctuidae. Gene Ontology annotation, molecular function: RNA polymerase II cis-regulatory region sequence-specific DNA binding; DNA-binding transcription activator activity, RNA polymerase II-specific. The record is from RefSeq and is a predicted model, not a curated record. The transcript is spliced from 15 exons. Gene Ontology annotation, cellular component: nucleus.